AUGAUCAAAGCGGCUGAGUACGGCGAGACAUCAUGGGAGCUGCAGGUGCACGUGGACCAAAAAGAUGGCGAUGAAUCUAUGCGUUUCAAGCUGCGCGUGAAGGGCGACCUGCAUAUCGGAGGCCUCAUGCUGAAACUGGUAGAGAAGAUCAAGGCUCCCCAGGACUGGUCGGAUCAUGCACUAUGGUGGGAGCAGAGGAAUUGUUGGCUGCUCAAGACUCACUGGACCUUGGACAAGUACGGAAUUCAGGCUGAUGCAGACCUGCGCUACACCCCCCAACACAAAAGCGUGCUGCUGCAACUCCCCAACAUGAAAACCAUCCAAAUGAAGGUCAGCUUCUCCUGUGUGGUUUUCAAGGCAGUGGCAGAAAUCUGUCAAAUCCUCAACAUCAGGCGGUCUGAAGAACUGUCACUACUCCUGCCUCCGGAUGAUCACACCAAGAAAAAGAAAAAAAGAGGAAAACACUCACCGCUAGAGGACAUAUGGGACAUCGAUCUAGUCAGUGGCGGGCCAGGGGGCUCAGGCCCAAUGUACAGCAAGACCAUGACAGCCACCUAUGACCCAGAGAACGGAAUGCCAGUCUCAGCCACCAGCCUGUGGUUUGGCGAUAACCCCCUCGCCGAUUGCCAACCUAAUCUACCACCUGCUGAGCUGGCCAAACUCUACCAGCCUCUUUCCUUGGAAGACAAAGCCAUCAGAAAUGCUGGAUGGCUGGACUCUUCACGCUCCCUCAUGGAACAGGACGUUCAAGACCACGAUAAGCUGCUACUGCGCUUUAAGUACAAUGUCUUCUUUGACCUCAAUCCUAAAUACGAUGCUGUGAGGAUAACACAGCUGUACGAGCAGGCUCGCUGGUCCAUCCUGCUGGAGGAGAUCGACUGUACCGAAGAGGAGAUGCUCAUGUUUGCGUCACUACAGUAUCAUAUCUGUAAACUAACUGUGUCCACUGAGCCACUGGACCACUCCAACGAGCAGGAAAUCGAUGAAGUAGAAGCUGCUCUCUCCAACCUGGAGGUGACACUGGAAGGCGGCGUCUCGGACCGAAUUCUGGAAGACAUUACAGACAUUCCAGAGCUGGCUGAUACCCUCCGCCUUUUCAGACCGAAAAGACUGACACUGCGGCCUUACAAAGAGUACUGGUUUGUAUUCAAGGACACCACUAUCUCCUACUACAAGAACAAGGAGGCCGCCACGGGAGAACCUAUAGAGCAGUUUCACUUACGAGGCUGUGAGAUCGUUCCUGACGUCAAUGUCACGGACAAAAAGUUCGGUAUCAAGCUCCUCCUGCCAGUAGCUGACGGGAUGAAUGAGGUGUACAUUCGAUGUGACAACGAGACACAGUACGCCAAAUGGAAGGCAGCGUGCAUCCUAGCCUCUAAAGGCAAAACUAUGGCGUACAGCUCAUACAAGUCGGAAGUACGCAGCAUUCAGUCCUUCUUGCAGAUGAAGAGUUUGGCGCCCCCUCCAGGCCAGGCGGCGCCAGACCUGGACUCUAUGGAAAUGAAUGCCGAGUGUUUUGUAUCGCCACGGUAUGCCAAGAAGCAAAAGACCAAGCAGCUCACAGCACGGAUCCUGGAGGCUCAUCAGAACAUAGCACGCUUGUCCCUCAUGGAGGCCAAGAUGCGGUUCAUCCAGGCUUGGCAGUCGCUCCCCGAGUUCGGGAUUAACUACUACAUCGUCAGGUUCAAGGGGUGCAAGAAGGAUGAGAUCCUCGGCAUCUCGUACAAUCGCCUGAUCCGUCUCGACAUGUCCACCUGCCUGCCCGUCACCACAUGGAGGUUCGCCAACAUGAAGCAGUGGAACGUCAAUUGGGAGAUAAGACAAGUGACCAUAGAGUUCGACCAGAACGUGACCAUAGCUUUCUGCUGCCUGAGUUGCGACUGCAAGGUGGUGCAUGAGUUUAUCGGUGGAUACAUCUUCCUGUCGACACGGUCCAAAGACCAGAACGAAACCUUAGAUGAAGAACUGUUCCACAAACUGACUGGAGGUCAAGAAUGA
Molecule: messenger RNA, 1998 nt
Organism: Nerophis lumbriciformis (worm pipefish)
Lineage: Eukaryota; Metazoa; Chordata; Actinopteri; Syngnathiformes; Syngnathidae
Source: RefSeq, a predicted model, not a curated record